AUGCUGCGGGACCAGGACACCGAGGCGGAUUUCCAGCGCUUCCUGCGCCGCGUGGACGAUGUCACCAAUUUGCUGCAAGACCUGAAGUCCCCGGACUCGGCUGUGCAGGAAAAAGCCAUUGCUGAGGUAGAGAAAAGGCUCCAAGAGCAAGGAGCCGGCAGGGAGGAGGAGGAGGAGGAGGAGGAGGAGAGCAGGACCACGGUGAACAGGACGCUCAUCAACACUUCUGGCACGGCGAGGGUGGAGGCAGCAGAUGCAGGUGGCUUCCUGGCAGCUCUGGAAAAGGAUGCCAAAGAGCGAGCCCAGCGGAGGAGGAGGAAUGAGCAGCUGGCAAACGCCCUGAAGGAGCAGGGGAACGAAGCCUUCAGGGCAGGAGACUUCGCCCUGGCCAUCCAGAGCUACUCAGAGGGGCUGGAGAAGCUGAGGGACAAGCAGGAGCUCUACACAAACAGGGCCCAGGCCUACCUGAAGCUGCAUGAGUAUGAGAAAGCCAUCAGUGACUGCGAGUGGGCACUAAAGUGCAAUAGGAACUGCCUCAAAGCCUAUUUCCUCAUGGGGAAAGCUCACCUGGCCCUGCAGCACUUUGCUGAGUCCAGGCAGUGCUAUGAGAAGAUGCUGCAGAUUGAUCCCCAGAAGGAAAAGCUGGUUAAAGCCUGUGUGGACGAGGCCAGGCUGGAGGAGAAGAGGCUGAGGGAUGAGGAGGGAGCAGCGAGGGAGGCCCAGGCUGGGAGUGCUGCUGCUUCUUCCAUCCAGGAAUUGCUGCAGAGGCUCAGCAGCCCCGGCCACGACAUCCUCUACUACACAGGGGGCAUCAGGCUCCUGGCAGAAGUUGUGAGCAGUUGCACUGGGCAAACGCUCUUCAGGACCAACAAAGGCUUCAGUAUCCUCAGCAAGGAGCCUGUCAGAGGGGCCUUCUGUGCCGAGGCCAAGAGCCCUGCUGAGGCGGAGCUCUGUGUGUCCCUCCUCGUGCUGUGGCGAGCUGCCUGCGCUGGGAACGAAGAAAAUCAGCGUCUCCUGUUGGCCCAGCCCGAAGUGAGUGCCCAGCUGCCAGAGCUGCUGUCCUGUGGCACAGCCCAGAUGCAGAGGGAGGCCCUGGCACUGAUCUCUCUCUACUCAGAGCACCAGAGCGGCCGGGGGCUGCUGGUCAGGCAGGACCUGAGCAGAUGGCUGCAUAUUUUGAUGGCAUUUGUCAAGUGCACUGAUGCAAGGGCUGAAAGUGCCAUGAACAUCCUGUCCGACUUAGCUGGGGAGGAAAGGUUCCAAACCCAGUGUCGGGCCAUGCUUUCCACGGAUGUUUUACCUUUAUUCACCCAGUUGCUGGUGUGCGCCGGGCAGGGGCAGCGGCUGGCACAGCUGGCUCGGGCCGUGGCCGCGCUGGGCAGCCUGUGUGCAGAUGUGGGGCUGCGGGCACAGCUGGCACGGAGCGGGCAGUGCUGGCAGGCCUGCCUGCAGCUGCUGGGUGAUGCCAGCACCCCUGGGUACCAGCAGUGCGUGUUUGCAGUGCUGGGGCUGAUGAUGAACCUGCUGCUGGAAUCCAACGGCACCAUCCAGGACUUUGCUGUGGCCAUCAGUGGCAGUUGCCUGGCUCUGCUCAACCAUCAGGAUGGAAAGAUUAUCACAAGAGCCCUUGGGGUGCUGAGCCGGGCCCUGCCCGCCUCGCCCGCCGCGGUGCAGGAAGCGGUGCAGGGAGGAGUGGUGAGGAAAAUGCUGAAAUUCCUGAAAGCUGGGGGCCGGCUCACAUCCAGCUACGCCAUCAAAACCCUGUCCGCCUGCACCCAGAGCAGCAGGAGAGCCCAGCAGGAGCUGCAGAAAUGGGAUAAAAGGUUCCAGGUGCUGCUGAGGCUGCUGGACUCGGGGGAUGAGCUGACCGUGGGGAACGCAGCCUUCAGCCUCGGCCAGUGCCUGCUCCUGCCCGGGGCUGCCUCCUCGCUGCUGGGCUCCAACGUGGUGCAGCUGCUGCUCAGGCACGCUGGGGGUGAUGCUCUCAGGACCUCGGUGCAGAAGAACUCAGCCAUUGCCCUGGCCAGGCUCUGUGUGGCUGAGCCAAGGCACAUGCAUCAGCUGAGGAAGCUCAAUGGCCUGGCCAUCCUGAACUCCUCCAUGAAAUACGUGCACAGCAGCUGAACUCCUCAGAAACCCUCCACAAGUGCCCUUCAUCUCACUUGGACUUGAGUUUUCUUUGCUUUAAUAAAAUUAAUUCAAAGCACAUCAGCUUCUCAGUGGCUUUUUGGAGUGGUUUUGGUCCCCCACAGAAGCCAGUGAAACAAUAUCAGGAGGAAGAAGUGUAUUUCUUAUCUCAGCUACCAGCUGAAAUACCACCUUGCAUUAGGCUGCCUUUGCUUUAAUAAUUGACAUAAAUUUAAUAAAUGGCCAUGAAUACA
Lonchura striata (white-rumped munia) is the source of this 2381-nucleotide messenger RNA. Lineage: Eukaryota; Metazoa; Chordata; Aves; Passeriformes; Estrildidae. The record is from RefSeq and is a predicted model, not a curated record.